AUGCUGGACUUUGCGAGCGCGAAAGCACGGCUAUCAGUGUUGAAGCUUGGACGGCGGCAAUCGGCUCCUCUGGCCACAACCCUACUGCUAGAAGAAGGCGCAAGAGCUGCCAAUGAAAACGACAUGUGCAGGUUCGCUUCACCGUAUCUCUCACCGCGGGAAGAUUGGUCGAAGCCGAAGCUAGUGGACCAGGAGCUCCUCGUGCCUGCCGAGUCGGCCGCCGGCGUGAACAUGGGCAAUCCAAAGGUACUGGCGAUGCUGGGCAUUACGGAGGUCCUGAGAUUCGAUAUGGUGCAAACUAGGAAGCUGGUCUUGCUUGCGAAGUGACACCAUACCAGGUCUUGUUAUGAAUCAAGCAAGCAGCUGCGAGUUGGUGUCGUCCUUGGUUGCAAGACGAUUUUGGGUAACAGGACUUUCAGGCAAGGAGGGAGACAGAGCAAGCAACCAUGCGUAAGUUGGCUUGACUUGGGUACUUAGCAAAAGAAGCUGCCAUUGUCCAAUUCAUCUCGCACUGCAGCAAUAUUCCAGGCGCUUCCAG
Molecule: messenger RNA, 538 nt
Organism: Baudoinia panamericana UAMH 10762
Lineage: Eukaryota; Fungi; Ascomycota; Dothideomycetes; Mycosphaerellales; Teratosphaeriaceae
Exons: 3
Coding region: 1-327 (108 amino acids)
Source: RefSeq, a predicted model, not a curated record